Molecule: messenger RNA, 1383 nt
Organism: Trichophyton rubrum CBS 118892
Lineage: Eukaryota; Fungi; Ascomycota; Eurotiomycetes; Onygenales; Arthrodermataceae
Exons: 2
Coding region: 1-1383 (460 amino acids)
Cellular component (GO): cytoplasm
Molecular function (GO): ornithine decarboxylase activity
Source: RefSeq, a predicted model, not a curated record
AUGGUUAUGGCACCUUCGGCUAGCGACCUCCCAAGACUAUAUUUCAAUGAUCAUGUACAUGGGAAACUUAAACAUGUCGAUUGUCCAGACGAUGAAACUCGCGGCAUAUCCCACUUGGCUGAGGCCCGAGCCGCGUCCAGACAGCUUGUCUUUGAAAUCUUGAAGCAGAAGGCUGCUGCUGUCGAUGUCAAAACCUGCUAUCCUGGAGAGGAGGAUCCAUUCUACGUUGCUGACCUCGGUGAGGUCUAUCGCCAGCAUAUUCGCUGGAAGACCAAUCUUCCUCGCGUCAAGCCCUUCUAUGCUGUGAAAUGCAACCCAGACCCUCAGGUCCUCCGUCUGAUGGCCGUGCUGGGUAAUGGCUUUGACUGUGCCUCCAAGGCUGAAAUCGACCUCGCCCUCGCUGCUGGCGUUGACCCGAGCCGCAUAAUCUACGCCCAUCCAUGCAAGACCAAGUCUUACCUGCGCUAUGCAUCCCAGGUUGGCGUCAAGCAGAUGACCUUCGACAACACCGAUGAGCUGUACAAGAUCAAAGAGAUGUGCCCGGACGCCGAGCUCUACCUGCGUAUCCUGACCGACGACUCCGCCAGCCUGUGCCGUCUAAGCAUGAAGUUCGGUGCUUCUCUCUCGUCUGCUCGCCCACUGCUGGAACUCGCUCACGGACUGGGCCUCAAUGUCGUUGGCGUCAGCUUCCACGUCGGAUCGGGAGCCGAGGACCCCAAAUCCUUCAUCAAGGCCGUCCAGGACGCCCGCUUCGUCUUUGACUGCGCCGCUGAAAUCGGCUUCGACCUGAAGGUUCUCGAUGUCGGCGGUGGGUUCUCGGACGACACCUUUGAGCCCUUUGCCGCUGCCCUGGGCGACGCACUGGACACGUAUUUCCCACCACACAUCAGAGUCAUCGCCGAACCAGGACGUUACUAUGUCGCCACCGCCUUCACCCUUGCGGCCAACGUGAUCGCCCGUCGCGACGUUGGCGUGGAAGAGCUGCUGUCCGACUCCGAGUCCGACUCCACCACCCCCAGCCGCGCCUCGACUCCCUCUUCAAGCGGUGCCUAUAUGAUCUAUCUAAACGACGGGGUAUACGGCAACUUCUCCAACAUUGUGUUCGACCACCAGCACCCUGUUGCCCAAAUCCUAACCAAGGACGACGAUUACACCUCUGCGCCAAUUGAGUACUCCAUCUGGGGCCCGACCUGCGAUGGUAUUGAUGUGAUCAGCGAGCGCGUCACUCUGAACGGCCUGCUGGGCGUAGGCAACUGGCUCUACUUUGAGAACAUGGGAGCCUACACUCAGUGCAGCGCAACGCGUUUUAAUGGCUUCACCGACAAGCAUGAGGUGAUCUACAUUGUCACUGAGCCUGGUGCGGCGGCGCUUCUAGGUUAUUAA